UUGUAAUAGAUCGUUAUUAAAGCGAUCAAUGACGAACGAUGUCUACUACGAUGACUACUUUCUUUUCUUACGGCCCUGGAUCGACCGGUUGUACUCUGAAAGUAUCUCGCGUGUGCUUACCUUUGAAAGAACGUAUUCACGAGGUUUCAGUUUGUCUUCAUCCAUCGUACCAGCGUGAACCCGAUUUUUCGUCCUUGCGCGAGUAACAUCCUUUCGUUUCGAUCGAAGGACGAAAAAAGGAUCGUCCGGAAGUUCGAUAGAAUAUUUUUGUCAAGUUCAACAACCAAUUUUUGGGUUUGUAAUAAUUCGACGAUAAUGAAGAUUGCUGUUACCUUGUUUCUUUUUGUCGUCGUUGGCUGCACGUGGCGGGCUACGCUAGGCACAUGCGUCUUUCAAUCCGACUUCGGAUUUGCUUUAAACUGCGCCUUCAAAAAAUCCGGCCUCUUCCGGGUACGAAAUCUCGGAGGUGUCAAAGGUUACCUUGGCUUGGGAUUUACUGUAGGUGAUGAACUAGGAUUUAGGGAAUCAUUAUCGAACGUUGAAAGUGCAAGAAGAAGAAGCGUACAAGCUGGAAAGACUACUGGUCUUUCUCUUGGUUCGACAAAUGUGGCAACAAAUCGGAAUGACAAUCAACAAAAAGCAAGACAAGUCGUGCCACCUUUCAAACCUUUGCCAGUUGGAAUGAGUCGUCCAAUGGGUCAACAACCGGAACGUCAAAAAUUGGUGGUUCAACAAAAUACAACGGCACUUAGAACGAUAGCUGCACCUUCCUUGGGUACUCACGAUGAUAUGAUAAAAUAUCAGCAACAACAGCAGGAGGCAAAAUCGAAGCAACAACAAAAGUUACAACAGGAGGCAUUGGCGUUGCAAGUAUUGAAACAACAGAGACAACAGCAACAGGAAGCUAUGCGUCAACAGCAUUUACAAAAGAUGCAACAGCAAUACAAGCAACAACAAUUAUUGAAUCAACAACAACAACAACAGAAACAACAGAUGAUGAUUCAACAACAAAAGCAGAUCCUAGCGAUGCAAACUAAAAGGAUACAGGCAGCAAUAGCAGUAGCAACGACAACGAAGGCUCCCCCAAGUGUCGUAGUUUCAUCGAUAGGAAAUAUGGUGCAAAGUGAUCAUUUAAAACCUGUUUCAUUGGCAAUGACGUCCGUGACUAGUAACGGGUUACCACCUUUCAUCGCCAUGCCUCAAUCAUCUUCCAAGCUUACCGAUAGGAUCAGCAAUAGUGCUACGUUACUUGAUGAUUCUGAUAAUGAAGUACCUAAGGAUGAUUAUAAUCAGCUUCCGUUACCAGGAGAAGAAGCAGCAUCUUCUGUUAACAAAAUGACCCUGCUAUCGUUGCAACCGAUCAGUAAUGCAGCCGAAUCGUCACUAAGUUUACCAUUACAACAAAAUGAAAAACGACAAUCGUUACCAGCUUCUUUACCUUCGUUAGCACCGAUCCAAGGUAUGGAAACAUCAUUGAAAGCUUUAGCUGAGGCAAGUAACAUCACGUUAGAAGCUUUAGAGGCAGCUAUCCUUUUGAGACAGCAACAACUUAUGCAGAAACAGCAGGGACCUAGUAGUACAACCAGUACAACUACAACUACUACAACUAUUUCACCACUCGUUAAAAACAAAUACACCACCAAUUCAGGUGCUACGAAAGUAAUGAACGCACCGAACGAAUAUUAUCCUAUUGGAUACGAUAAAAAUUUCGACGAUAAUUUUGCAAGUCGCGUUGAUCUACCCGACACCAGUUUUUAUUGCGGUGAUCAAAAACAUUUCCCGGGUCUUUACGCCGACGAAGAUUUGGGAUGUAUGGUUUUCCACGUAUGCGCGUUAACCGAUGACGGUUUGAUCAUGAAGAGUUUUCUGUGUCCUGAAUCAACUUUGUUCGAUCAAACGAUCUUAAAAUGCAACUGGUGGUUCUACGUUGAUUGUUCAUCAUCGAAGAGUCUCUAUGAUAGUAAUAUUCCAAUCAGCAAGAGUUAUCAGUUAAUGAAGGCACUAGCAUUUUUCUCUGCUUACAAGAAUCACGAUAACGGUACCAUUUCUAGCAAGGAUAACAUUGACAGUGAAGUAACUCGAACGUAAUUAUUUGUCUAGAAUUUAACGCCCAUAUCCAUCAUGUGUGUGUUUAUAGCCAUUAAUCUAAAUCAAAAAACAAAGGGUCAAGAAGAAACAUAGAAGGGCGAGGUAAAAGUAAUUGAAGUCAUUUUUUAAGUAGGAUAAUAAAUAUGAUAAUGGUCAUCGUUGGAUUAUGUUUAUCCAUCGAUAAGAUCGAAUGUUUGGAUAUCUUUUGUAUGAUUGUUUUUGUAUGAGUGUAUAUAUAAUUUAUUACAUAAUUAAUGGUGCAACGGUGUGAAUAUU
This is a messenger RNA of Polistes dominula (European paper wasp), 2364 nucleotides long. RefSeq names its product mind the gap (gene mtg). Gene Ontology annotation, molecular function: chitin binding. Gene Ontology annotation, cellular component: extracellular region. The record is from RefSeq and is a predicted model, not a curated record. NCBI's taxonomy places the organism in Eukaryota, Metazoa, Arthropoda, Insecta, Hymenoptera, Vespidae.